AUGUUGAAUCGUCUAGUUGUCAGGCUAGUUGUAUCAACUACAACAAAGCAGGAAUCACCAGAGUUAAAGAGAGGGAGCAGAUCAUGUUAUUGUUGUCGGCCAUUUGCUUCCGAGCUGAACGAAUUGGACAUGGCUCUUAAUGAACUGGGAAUGCUGAGUUGUGUUACAAAUAGCCGUGAGGAAUACGUACAAGAAUUAAAACAUAGUCACAGUCAAUCGUAUCUUACUGAUAAAAACGAAAGUUGUGUUCUUAAACAGAAUGGACUGAAAAUAAUACAGAUUGAUACAGACUUUGUGACAGGCGUAACCAUGGAUAAACCUCGUAGAAAAUAUUCACUACAGCCUGCAGUCACAAACGGACAUUUAAGUUAUAAUGAUUUUGAACCAGUUUCGUCUCACUGGAGAAAUAGUUAUAGAAAUCAGUUGAAUUCUUUCGAAGAAGAAGCACGAAAUAGUCGUUUGAUGAGGAUACGGAAUUCUCGAUUGAGACGUUUUCGUAAACCUUACAAUGUUCCAGGAAGACUAUAUCAUUCCAUGCAAGAACCGGACAUUCCUCUUGAUUUUGAUAAUUCUUCUCCGAAACAUAUCUCAAAAUCAAACUCUAAUUCUCCCAAUAAGAUAACUACGGGUACCCUAACACGAUCUAAGUCACUGGAUAAUCUAGACUUGGCACGUUUAAAAUUAACAGAACUCUGUCCAGAUAGUGUUGAAGAUAAACAGUCAAUAGACCAGGUCUCGUUUGAUUUCAAUAAUCUACAAGUUAGCUAAUAUAUACACGUUUUAGGAUUUAUUUUAAUUUUAGAAUUAUCUUCCC
Messenger RNA from Lottia gigantea (owl limpet), 814 nucleotides. RefSeq lists its product as hypothetical. The coding region runs from base 1 to 768 and encodes 255 amino acids. Lineage: Eukaryota; Metazoa; Mollusca; Gastropoda; Lottiidae. The transcript has 2 exons. The record is from RefSeq and is a predicted model, not a curated record.